This is a messenger RNA of Astyanax mexicanus (Mexican tetra), 5388 nucleotides long. RefSeq names its product niban apoptosis regulator 2a (gene niban2a). The transcript is spliced from 14 exons. Lineage: Eukaryota; Metazoa; Chordata; Actinopteri; Characiformes; Acestrorhamphidae. Bases 354 to 2924 code for a protein of 856 amino acids. The record is from RefSeq and is a predicted model, not a curated record.
ACGCACACACACACACAGUCUUUACCCCAGCACAGGCAGGGCAGGUCAGUAAUGAGCCUCCUGAAAGCAGUGAGUGUGAGUGUGAGUGUGAGUGUGAGUGUGCUGCUGCUGCUCUGAGGCUCUGUUUUCUCCACCUUCAACUAGCUGAACUUUUACCGAGCUGAACUCAGAAAAGACCCGGGGAGAGAGCCGCACCGGCCGGGGGGAGCUGCAGCAGCUCGCCGCUCUGGGGAUGGUGAUUCCUGGGAAGGCGUUGAGGAGAAAACGCGCGAAAAAAGUUUCAUUUUUUUAAUCUUUCAAUCUGUUAAACACCAUAUUUGAGUUUUUCUGGACAAUAACUCUUGCUUGUCACCAUGGGGGACGUGGUUUCUACCCACCUGGACGAGGGAAGGCGAGAGAUGGUCUCAGCUCGUACCAGGCAGGUGAUGGCCGAGUUUGGGAAGAUCUAUGAGCAGCAGUAUGCAGUGGCUCUCUUUAACAGUGUACGCUUUGAAAUCGAGGGAGGAGGGAACCCGCAGUCCCAGCUUUUACACCGAAAGGAUCCGCUGCAGGACAAGUCCAUAUUCUCUGGAGAUCUGUUCCAGUACCUGGAGGAGAAUAAGAAAUGGAGGAACCGCUUCAUCUACGUGGCCGACUCCUACAACAUCAGCUACUAUGAGAACAGACUGGCCCAUGACAGAGGCCUCCAUCCCAAAGGAGUGAUUAACUGUGCCGGAUAUAAGGCCCUGACCUCCAUGGAUGAGUACCUGGAACUGCUCAACAGCUGCCUGUCUGACACAAAGGCCAAGGCAGGAAACUCCCCGUUCCUGAAGUGUGCCUCAAGCUUCCUGCUGAUCCUGUGGCACCCCUACGCUCGCCAUCACUACUUUUACGUGAGGACAGAGAAGGAGCAGAAGAAGUGGCUCGCUGUCUUCCAGGACUGCAUCAGACACACCAACAAUGGUCUGUCGGAGGAGAGCAAGGUGCUGACACCAGCCUUCACAGACUCUCUGCGGCUCUACAGACAGGCCAAGGGUCACUACGGCACCUGGGACAUGAUGUGUGGAGAUCCAGCACGGAUUCUGGCUAACCUGGUGAUGGAGACCCUGCAUCAGGAGCUCAGGGCGCUGAUCGGACCUCGGCUGAAAGGCAAACUGCAGCAGAGACAGAGGGACUGGAUGCUGAUCUCAGAUGCUGUGUACAGGCAGGUGUUGGCUCAGACACGACUGCAGUUUGAUGGAAUGGUUCAGGCUUGCGAGGUAGAGCACCCACGUCUGGACGCUUCACUCCGCACCGACAUGGACCAAAUCAUCACCUCCAAAGAGCACAUUUCUGGAAGAAUACGUACUCUGGUGCAUUCCCGGGCAGAGCAGCUCCUCAGGAGCAGUGUGCAGCCCUACAUAACCUCCAUCCUGGAAGCUCUGAUGGAGCCGGUGAGCCGAGGUUUCUCCGAGGUCAGGGACGUCCUCUUCCGUGAGAUGGUGGAGGUCAGCAAGAACACGCUCAAUGAUGGAGGCAAAGAGGCUCUAGGGAAGCACAUGGAGAAAGUUUCCAUGCUGGCCUUCCACCCAGUAAAGAUGCAGAGCUGCUAUGAGAAAAUGGAGCAGCUGAGUCUGGAAGGCCUGCAGCAGAGAUUCGAAGUGUCCAGUCCUUCCGUGUUCAUUCAGAGAGGCCAGAUCCUCAUGAGAGAGCAAAUGGACGAUGCCGUGUACACGUUUGAGCAGCUGCUGCACCAGAGUCUGGACGGACAGUCAGGAGAUCAGCUCUUUAAAGUCAUCCAGCGCUGUCAGGACCGUGUGAUAAAGAAAUAUGACUAUGACAGCAGCACCGUGCGUAAGAAGUUCUUUAGAGAAGCACUCCUGCAGAUCAUCAUCCCGUACAUGCUGAAACAGCUCUACCCAGUUUAUAGUUCUGAACUGCCGAAGUUCAGAGAGCUCAUCUUUGAGGACUUGUCGCGCUUCAUUUUGGUGGAGAACGUUUUUGAGGAGGUGGUACUACAAUCUGUGACCAAAGACAUCAUGAUGGCGGUGAAGGAGGCAGCUGUCCAGAGGAAGCACAACCUCUACAGGGACAGCAUUGUGCUGACCAACAGCGACCCUAACCUACACCUGCUCGGGGAAGGCCCCAUUGACUGGGCCCAGCAGUACGGAGGAGGAGAGGAGGAACAGGCAGCCCGAGGGGGCAACCGAAAACGCAGGCAGGUGGUCUCCAUGAUUCAGCUGGAGGGCAUGGGACCUUUACCCUACGGGUCGUGCCUGGAGGUCCCUGGGGUGGAAGAGAUACCUGAGGAGAGUGAGGUGACUGAGGAUGUUCAGGAGAAGCCCAUCAGCACAGCAGAGAAUGUCCACCAUCAGCAGCCAACCAACACCGUGGAGUAUGUUCACCACGAGCCCCACGGACCUCCCCCAGACUCCCCAGACAGUGUGGACGAGAUCCGCCUGCUCAUCAACCCUGUGCUGGAGUUGGUUGUUCCAUUCUCAGAAGAAGGUGAUGAGCCAGCGUUGACCAAUGGAAUGUUGCCUUUGGAGGAGGGGCAGGAGAUAAAAGCCAUCACCACAGUCACAGAGAUGCUGCCCCGGGAUUCUGCAGUGGAAAGCGCCAUCCAGGAGCUGGAGAUCGCCGUCCAGGAGGAGGAGGAGGGCGAGCGCCUGGUGGAAUGCACCUUAGACUCUGACGGAGAGCUGGCCCCGCCCUCUUCUUACUCCAGCCCUCGACAUCACGAUGACAGUGGAUUUCAGUCUCCAACCAAUGAGAACGGAGAGGAGGAGGAGCCUCAGCCAGGCCCGGAGGAGGGGGAUGCUGCAGGAGACGCAGUCGUGGAUCCAGAGCAGGUGGAGGUGACAGUGGAGCAGGAAAGAGAGGUGUCUAACGGCGAAUCGGAAACUGGAGAGACAAAAGGAGGGGAAAGCACAGAGGAUGAUUCAGAUGCUGUGUCUGAGAUUUAAAAAUAAAAAAACAUUGGAAUUCUCUGGAAUAUUUCUUAUGGGGAAAAAUUGCUGAGAUGCUGAGAUACUAUUUUUUGUUUGUUUGUGGCUUAAUUGUCUCACAGCAUUUAUAAUAAUUAAUUUUAUUUUUUUAUGGUUGUGAAUGCAGCCAGGCAAGUGAGCAUCGCUUAUUGUUUUGUGUUUUGUUUUAUUUUAUUAUAUUAUUUGUCAAGCCUCUGUUGUUUCCAUAUACUUGUGUUAUCUGUGUUUUUAUUUUAUUAUGUUUGUUUAGCAAGAACUGCAUUUAUGCUUAGUUUUCUUUAUCUUUUAAAUACUAAUAAUUCUCUCUUGCCUCUAUUAUUAUUAUUAUUAUUAUUAAUACUUAAGCCUGCUCCACAGAACCAAGCGCUAUUUGUUGUAACUGAGAUUUCCGUUGUUUUCUUUUCUACGUGGAUAUAAUUUAGAUCUAGUUUAAAGUAAUCUUUAAUAGGGAGUUGUUGGGACUGAUAGUGGUGCAAACACAGAUAAUAUUAAUUAAUAUAUCCCUUAAAACAAGGGUGUCUAAUUAUAUCUGCAAAGGGCAGGCAAACAGCAGCACUCCUGAUUCCACCCUUUGCAGAAAACAUUGGACAGCACUGCUCUAAAUUCCAGAGACACAGUUGUCAGUCUCUCUGAGGUAGAGGUGGGAAAUAUAAAGAUAAUUAUUGAGCUGUGGAGCAGUGGAACUGUGGAACUGUGAUGGAUCUUCAUCUAUAGUACUGUUGAGCUGAGCUGUAAGUUUGGGAGUGCAGUUGUAGAAAAUCGAGUAGAGUUGCUUUUCCUCCGACAGUAGAGACGGUUACUCCAAGAAAAACAGGAUAUACUUAUUUAAUGCCCUUCAGGUAAUGAAUAAACAGUGAAUGAGAAGGUGUCCCAAUACUUUUGUCCAUAAAGUGUAUUGUCACUGUUGUGCAAAAACCUUGUAUCUUAAAAAUGUGUCAGAAUUUCAUUAUAAAAAAAUAAAAAACGGUCCAAUAGGAAUGUUUCAAAAAUGCAUGGCCACCAUUAAAAGAGAAGAUAUUUGUCCCUAUUUCCUAUUCACAAUUUAGAGAUACUAGGUUUUUGCAUAUCGGUAUUCAUAUGAUGUAUAGCAUAUCAUUGCUGACCAAUGAAAAAAAACAAAUCUCCAUUUUUGUUAAUUUUUAUUUUAUACUUUGAACACACAAACUGUCCCUUAUACUGUGUCAAAAUUGCUUGAUGAUUGGGCCAAUAGAAAUUCUCCAUAAUUACAUAAAAAUGAAUAAACUAAUUUCACAUUACCUUCUAUUGAAAGUUAAGAAUGUUUGUUCUCGCCUGUAAAGUUACUGUUUCGGAGAUGCAUGAAUGACUUUUAUACAAAUAUAUGUGCAUUUUCUUUCCAAAUAUUGUAAUGCAGAUCAUAUUAAAAUACAAAUGUCAAAGUUUCAUGAUAUACAAUUUUUGCCAUAUUGCCCACCCCUACUCUAAGCAUUAUUCAUAUGUUAUUUUAUAUGAUUGUGCUUAUGACGUGCUUAUGGUUUUUGCUUAGUUUUGCUUUUUACUGACAAUGGAAUAUGGCCAUAUUCCAACAUUUGGUUACUAAAUAUUUAUCUGAAUAUUUAAAUAUGAGGGACAUGAGGACCUAGAAGAUGUGUUUGGUCUUUAAAUUGUUUAUUUAUUAUUAUAUACACUAGGUCUCCUGUAUACAUGUUAUUGAAAUAGCUGUUUUUGCUAUUUACAGGCUGUUAUCUGGUGGAGUGUUUAGAGCUCCAUGGAACACAUCUCUGACCUGCUUGAUGUAUCACUUGAACACUCGGUAAACAAUGCGGUAAACAAUGCUGAUGCUGAUGAACUGUGAUUUAGCUCAUAUUGCUUUAGUAGUGCUGCACUAUAUAUCAUACACUCCCACCCAUAAUAUCAACUAGAGACUUAUCAUAACUGCCCAAUAUUAUAUAUUUUUCUACAAUCUUGGAUACACAGUGUUAUCAUUUUUGUGACUGUGCAAUUUGUGUAUUUUUUAAUAUUGCAGUAUACAUCCCAGAAUAAAACAAUAUUGUAACUUCAGGGUUUUCUUUUCUUCAAUAUUGUGCAGCCCUACUAUUCAGCAUACUACUUCAAGCCAAGCUUUAGCGUCUUGGAGAUCAGAGCUCAGACCUCAGCUCCAAAGAACAACCAUAUUAAACUAUGUUUAACUGUAGGUUCAGUGAUUUAUUUUUUCCAGUUCAGAUGUUGGAAAAAAAAAAAACGCUCCCAUGAAUGUCUGCUGUCUGCAGUUAUGUAGGUAGAUCACACAGGCAAACCAGUCUUUUCUGCUUAGAUUUUGCAUCUUUCAGUAAAUAAACAAACAGAUCCAUACAAUCCCAAAAUGGAGUGAAUUAGUUUUUUUCAGUUAUUUAUUCCAGGUAUAUAUAUUACUAUUGUUUAAGACCCUUUUCUAUUGUGUGUUUUGUGAGGCAUACAUGAAAUGAAUAAACACUGAUCUUACAGA